ACAACGUUGCCAACUACAACUGCAUCUCCAACCCCGACAUUUACUUCUUCAACUACAAGUGAAACUGCUACAAGUGAAACGGAACCUCCCACAACAACAGUUGGUCAAAUAACAAUGGUACUAACAACAACAGUUGCUCAAACUGCAACAAUAGUUCCAACAACAACUAUUCUUUCAAGUACAACGGCAGCUCUUACCAGCAACAGUGUUUCAGCUGUAGUUCCAACCACAUCAAGUACUCCAAAUAAAAUUGAAACUACAACAAAUCUUCCAACAACUACAAGUGAAAUACCAACAACUACAACUGAAUCUCCCACCAUAACAGUUAGUCAAACAACACAAGGGAAAGCCACAACGAUUUCUCCGAUGACAACUGCAGCUCGAAUAACAACAAAUGUUCCAAUUAAUAUGGAAUUUACAACUGUGACAUUUACUACUUCAACUACAACUGAAGCUCCAAAAACCACACCUGAACCCACAACCCAUGCUCAAACAACAAGAGUACUGAAGACUACAGUUGCUCAAACUACAACGGUAGCUCCAACCACAACAAUUGGUCCAACUGCAGUUGCAAACAUAUCAAGUAUUUCACCUAUAACUGAAGCUCCAACCACUACAAAGUGGUGCAGCUCAACACCUACGAGAGCAGCUCCGAGAACGACUAGUGAGCCUCGGACCAUGACAGUUGCUCAAAAAACAAUUCCCUUAACCAAAGGAAUUCCUCAAACAACUACUGCAACACCAAACAAAAUUUCUCCAACUACAACUGUAGCCCCAACAACAACUAUUCUACCAAGUUCAACUGUAGCUCCAACCACAACCAGUGUUGCAACAGGUGAAUCUCCCACCACAACAGUUAUUCAAACAACUGUAGGACUAACCACAACAAAUGUUCCAACAACUCUGGUUCCAACCACAUCAAGUACUCCAAAUAAAAUUGAAACUACAAUGACAAAUCUUCCAGCAACUACAAGUGAAACACCAACAACUGCAACUGAAUCUCCCACCAUAACAGCAGCUCAAACGACAAUUGCACCAAACACAGCAGUUUCUCCAACAACUAACGCAACACCAACCAAACUUUCUCCAACUACAACUGCAGCUCAAAUAACAACAAAUGUUCCAAUUACAACUGAAUUAACAACCACAACAUUUACUACUUCAACUACAACUGAAGCGCCAAAAACUACAACUGAACUUCCCACCACAACUGUUGUUCAAACAGCAAAUGAACCAGAGACUACAGUUGCUCAGACUACACCUGUAGCUCAUCCCACAACAAUUGGUUCAACUGCAACUGCAGUUGCAGUCACAUCAAAUAUUUCACCUACAACUGAAGCUCCAACCACUACAAAGUGGUGCAGCUCAACAAGUGCAGCUCCAAGAAUGACAAGUGAGCCUCAGACCAUAACAGUCGCUCAAACAUCUAUUCCACUAACCAAAGGAGUUGCUCACUCAACAGCUGCAACACCAACCAAAAUUUCUCCAGCUGUACCUCCAACAACAAAUGUUCCUCCGAGUACAACUGAAGCUCCAACCCACGAAAAUCUUCCAAAACCUACAAUUCCAGCUCUUGACUACAACAAUGGGUGCAACAAUGAUGGAAUAUCAAUCCACAACAAUAAAAACUGCAAGUCUCAAACAACAAAGGAAGCAACGCUAACAACCACAGAAUAUUCAUCAGGCUUAGUUUCAAUUUCAACUGAACCUCCCACCCCAACUGUUACUCAAACUAAUGCAGUUGCAACCACAUCAAGUAUUCCAUCUAAAACUGAAACUCCAACCACAACAAACCUUCCAACUACAAUUGAAACACCAACAGCUAGAACUGACUCAGUCACCACAACAGUUGGUCAAGAAACAACAAUAGCACAAGCCACAACAUCUCCAACUACAACUGCAUCUCCAACCACAGCAUUGACUACUUCAACUGCAAGUGAAACUGCUACAACUGAAACUGAACCUCCCACAACAACAGCUGGUCAAAUAACAGUGGUACCAACCAUAACAGUUGCUCAAACUAUACUAGUUGCUGAAACAAUACCAACAACCAAAACAGUUGAAUAUAGUAAGACAAUAGCAACAACCACACCUGCUCAAACUACAACUGGAGUUCCAAGCACAAUAAAUAAACAAACAACAACUGACGCUCCCACCACGACAAAUCAGCCAACAACAAUAAGUAUAGCUCCAAAAACUACAACAGAAUCUCCGACCACAGCAGUUGCUCAAGCAACAACUGCAACACCAACCAAAAUGACUAAAACUACAACUGGAGUUCCUCAACUAACCACAACUCCAGAAACUACAACUGAGGUUCCAACCACAUCUAGAAGUACAAAUGAAGCUCAAAACACCACAAAUCUUCCAACAACUAACACCGUUUCUCAAACAGCAUCAAUAGCACAAACCACAGUUGCUAAAACAAAAACUUUAACUCCAACAAACAUUUCUACAACAACUGGAAAUCCAAAUGCAACUGGAGCUUCAACAACAAAAAAUCCUGCAAGUAAAAAUUACAGUCCAACCACAACUAGUGUAGCAACUUCAAUUGAACCACCCACCACAACAUUUUUUCAAACAAGUGGAAAACCAACCACAAUAAUUGCCCUAACUACAACCACAAUAACACAAACAAUCUCUGGAAUGAUGACCACCGCUUCAGCUCAAACCAACACAAGUCCACAUGGAAUCAUGGGCUCGGUUUUCAUCUGUAUUCGGCUUGUGUUCGACACCAUCAAGACCGUCCCCAGCGAGAGUGAGAUUGUCACUAUGGCCCAAACUCUCUUGGAUGCUCGUCUAUGGCAGAUGAACGAUACAGUGAAAGCGCCGAGCAACAUGACGGACUUGAAUGAUCCAGUGAGAGUGCAGAAUAUUACUUAUCAGCCUGAACCUAAUGCUGAUCCAACCUAA
Anguilla rostrata (American eel) is the source of this 2913-nucleotide messenger RNA. RefSeq names its product mucin-2-like. NCBI's taxonomy places the organism in Eukaryota, Metazoa, Chordata, Actinopteri, Anguilliformes, Anguillidae. Bases 115 to 2913 code for a protein of 932 amino acids. The record is from RefSeq and is a predicted model, not a curated record. The transcript has 3 exons.